AUGUCUAUUCCCCGAUCUCUCUUCUCCACUGUUACUGUCCUUUCUGGGAACAAUUACCAGAAAUGGAAGGAAGAGUUAGAUGUUGCCUUAGCCAUGGCGGAUUUGGAUAUUUCUAUUAGAGAAACAAAGCCUAUGCUUACUGGAACAGGCACCAUUGAAGAAAAAGCUACAUUGGAAAAAUGGGAAACUGCAGAUAGGAAAAGUAUACUUAUUAUGAAAAAAUACAUCCCUGAGGAUAUGAAAGACAGCGUUGUGAAGAAGGACACAACCAAAGAAUAUCUUGUCGCUAUCAAAGAAGUUUUUCAUGUUUCCCAAUUGGCUGAAAAGGGAGAUUUAAUGAAUCAACUGCCUUCAGCUAAAUUUGAUGGAAAUGGGAGUGUCAGGGAGUAUCUUCUCCAGUUGGCCUCUAUUGCAAAGAAACUCAAAGACCUUAGGACUACAUUGGAUGAUGAUUUUCGGGUUCAUCUUGUGCUUAAAUCUCUCCCACAAUAG
This is a messenger RNA of Macadamia integrifolia, 492 nucleotides long. RefSeq lists its product as uncharacterized. Bases 1 to 492 code for a protein of 163 amino acids. The transcript has a single exon. The record is from RefSeq and is a predicted model, not a curated record. Lineage: Eukaryota; Viridiplantae; Streptophyta; Magnoliopsida; Proteales; Proteaceae.